AUGCUGGUAUGGACAAGUGAUGCUCCAAAGCACAAAGAAAAUAGUAAUGAGGAAAUUGAAGCUUAUGUAGAUAAGUAUGUCACAUGUAGUUUGCAGGAAAAUAAUCCUCAAAUGGAGCAGCUUGUAGAGCUUCAAGUACAUAAACACUCAAAGACUUGCAAAAAAGGCGGUAGAUCUGUAUGCAGAUUUGGAUUUCCAUUGCCACCUUUGCCCAAAACCAUGCUUCUUGAACCAUUGGAUGUUGAUGUUGAGCAUUAUAGAAAGAUAUAUUCUGAUAUUCAGAAGAAAAUGAAUGAUUACAAAGAUGGUUGCAGUUUAGACUAUGAGUCCUUCUUAGAGACUAUUGUAGAAAUGUGUGAGGAUGAGUAUAUAAAAUGUAUUCGAGCUUCCUUGAAAGGUCCCAAAAUAUUUCUGAAGAGAAGUCCAUCUGAGAUGAGAGUGAAUUACUAUAAUUCAUCAGUGUUAAAGGCCUGGAAUGCUAACUUAGAUAUUCAGUUUGUACUUGAUCCUUAUGCAUGUGCCACAUACAUUGUUGCUUAUAUCAGCAAAUCUCAGAGAGGAAUCAGUGCAAUGCUUGAUAAGGCAUCUCAAGAAGCUGCAGAGGGAAAUAUGGAUCUUAAGCGUCAAGUUCGACAUAUUGGAAACAAGUUCUUAAACUUUGUUGAGGUCAGUGCACAAGAGGCAAGUUACUUGAUCCUUCAGAUGCCACUUACACAAGCUACUAGAGAGGUUGUUUUUAUAAAUACUUCACCACCUGAAGACAGAGUUUUCUUACUCAAACAUCAAGAUGAAUUGAAUGAGUUACCCAAGGAUUCAACUGAUAUUAAAGCAGACAGUAUGAUACAAAGGUAUGCAAGAAGACCAAAACAGCUAGAAAAUUGGUGUUUAGCUGAUGUUGUUUCCGAAUUGGAAGUAACUUUCCCCAAAGAAAUCAGAAAAGAUUUACAAGAGGAAGUGAAUGAUGAUAACCCAGAAGAUAUUUCUGAAGAAACUUUUUUUACUGAUCAGGAUGUUUUAGUUCAUUUGAAAAAUGGGAUUAAGAUCAGAAGACGAAAAAACAAACGAGUUAUUAGAUAUGUAGGGUGCAGCCAAAAAACAAAUUCUGAACAGUAUUACAGAGAAAGAAUUCUUCUCUUUCUGCCUUGGAGAAAUGAGAAUGCUGACCUACUUGGUAGUCAUCAAACUUAUGAACAGCACUACAGGCAAAAAGCAUGUAUAAUACAAGUUAAGCAAAAGCAGUAUGAGCAUUUUGUGGAUGAAUUAGAACAAGCUCGACUUCAAGCUGAAGAAGAUCUUGAUAAUAUGGAGACAGUAGCACCAAAUACAGAACAUGCUGAGGCAGAGGAUGCAGAGAUAAGUUCUGAACCAUCUGAGGAAUUUGUUCAUUAUGAUCCUGAUACAGUUCAACACAGAGAUUUUGAUAUUGGUCCAGAACUUGGCUUGUCUUCAAAAGUAUCUGAAACAGAAAUGAGUGCUGUCCGCAUUCCUGAUGAGCAAAUACUCUACUCAAAAGAAGGUGAAAACCCAGAUGAUAUUAGAAUAUUACUUUGUGCUCACACUGGAAAAGCUGCAUAUAACAUCAAAGGGACUACUAUUGCAUCAGCAUUUCACAGGAAAAUGUAUCAAACCCAGCAACACAUGAGUGCAGAUGAAUUGAACUCAUUUAGGACAAAGUACCGUAAUUUGUCAGUUGUGAUAAUUGAUGAAAUUUCAAUGGUAGGAAAUAAUAUGCUGACAUUUAUAAAUGACAGACUUCAGCAACUUACUGGUAGAAAACAAGAUUUUGGUGGUAUUAGCAUCAUAGCUGUUGGUGAUUUGUAUCAGUUACCACCUGUUGGAGACAAAUGGAUUUUCAAAGACCUUUCUAAUCCUGGUCAGAGUUUAGCAAAAAAUUUAUGGCAUGAACAUUUUCAUAUGCAUGAACUAACUGAAAUUAUGAGACAAAAGGAUGACCUCAGAUUUGCAGAAAUGUUGAAUAGACUCCGUGAAAACAAGAUGACAGAUGAAGAUAAAGAACUCAUUUAUCAACACAUCAUCAGGCAAGACAUGCAAGUCUAUCCUAAGGAGGCACCUCAUCUGUUUAUUGAGAACAAGUUUGUUGAUUGUUUUAAUAACAAUCUAAUAGAAAACCUUUCAACAAAUAAAGUAAAUGUAAGAGCAGACACAGACGUUUUAUCACAGACAAAACUCUCUGCAUCAGUGAAAUUAAAACUAGUUCAAAACUUGCCUGAAAACCCAGCAUCUACUGGACAAUUAAGAACUAACUUGGUUAUUGCUGUAGAUAUGCUCUAUGACAUAUCCGUAAAUCUUGAUGUUACAGAUGGAUUGACAAAUGGUGCUUCAUGUGUUGUGAAAUACAUUGAAUAUCAACAAUCGCUAUUAAGACCAGCUAUAGUAUGGGUUCUGUUUGCUGACUCGAACAUUGGUAUUUCAAGAAGACAUCAAUACAGCCAUUUGUUUAGCACAAAUGUUAAUACUACAUGGACUCCCAUAUUUGAAGCAAAAAGAACAUUUGUGUAUAACAGGAAGACCUAUGAGAGAAUUCAGUUUCCACUCCAACCAGCUGCUGGAAAGACAAUCCAUAAAGCACAAGGAGCAACUCUUUCAAGUGCAGUCAUCAGCUUAGCACAGACAAAGCAGCGCAAAAUUCCUCAUAUACAUUAUGUUGCACUCUCUAGAGUAAGGUCACUUGAUGGACUAUUCAUUCUGGAUUUCAAUGAAAAAAGUCUUUCUAAAGAUGAAAAUGUUGAUAAAGAGAUGGAAAGAUUGAGAGAAAAUAGAUUGCAGCUCUCAUACACACCACUUUACUCUGUAUGUAAAGAUAUUAAAUUUUUGUUCAACAAUGCAAGAUCUCUACACAAACACUACCUUGAUAUGAAAUCAGAACCAAGUGUUUUAGCUGCAGAUGUUAUUGGUAUAGCUGAAUCUUGGCUUUGUGAAUUAGAUUCUGAUGAAUACUUUACUUUGGAGGGUUUUACAAUGUUCAGAAAUGAUGCAAAUUCUUCCCAGACCAGAUCACAUCAUGGCAUUGUCAUAUAUCUGAGGAAUCAAUUACAGUGUGUGGCAUACAACUCUUUUACUACCAAAUCCGUUGAAUUUUCCAUAAUUUCCAUUAUGGCGUCCAAUACUCCAAUACAAUGUUCUCCAGGCUUAUUGGUCUGA
This is a messenger RNA of Saccostrea echinata, 3162 nucleotides long. RefSeq lists its product as uncharacterized. Gene Ontology annotation, molecular function: DNA helicase activity. The record is from RefSeq and is a predicted model, not a curated record. NCBI's taxonomy places the organism in Eukaryota, Metazoa, Mollusca, Bivalvia, Ostreida, Ostreidae. Gene Ontology annotation, biological process: telomere maintenance; DNA repair. The coding region runs from base 1 to 3162 and encodes 1053 amino acids. The transcript has 3 exons.